AUGGUGACCAAUUCUGAAUUGGCAAGGAAAGUGGAAGAUCGGGAGGAAAAGAUUAGGCUCCUGAAGGAAAAUUUGGAAAGAUUGGAGAGUAAGCUUGGUGAUAUUGAGACCAAGGCAGAAGAAGUGUAUGUACAAUUGGAAGGAGUAGAAGGAAAGGGUAAAGAAGUGGCAGAGAUAGAAAAGAAACCUGAACCUGAUCCUAUCUUAAAGAAAGAACCUUUGUUGAAGGCAUUGAAGGCCUUGAUGCCCACAAUCAGUGCAGAUCCAGAUGAAUUGCAGGAUUUCUGUGUAGCUGAUACUUCCUCUUCAACAGUUUUCAUUAAUGGACUGCCUUGUAUUAAUCCCAGCAACGCUUCUGCAAACCACUUUACUACAUCCAUUUUGAACACACCGGGAAACACAUCAAGCAGUCCAUUCGGAGCAAGUGUGAUUGCCACUACAACAGAUGUUCUCCCUGGCAUAAACACAUUAGGGUUAAUAAUGGCACGCGUAGAUCUUGCAGUGGAAGCAGUUCUUCCACUUCACUAUCACCCACGAGCCUCUGAAUUAUACUUCGUUCUGCAGGGAAAUCUGAGAGUUGGGUUUGUGGACACAAGCAACAAGCUUUUCUCCUCAGACAUCAAAACAGGAGAUGUUUUUUUGUUCCCCAAGGGCCUCAUACACUUUGUUCAGAACAUAGGAAACGACCCUGUCUCUGUCAUAGCAGCUCUUGACAGUCAAGCUCCCGGUACCUCUAUCAUUCCCUUGGCCACUUUUGCUUCCAAUCCAGCAAUUCCCAACACUGUUUUGGCCAAGACAUUCCAGAUUAACGAUACGGAAGUGGACACAAUCAGAAAGAAGCUCGGUGGCAGCUAG
Messenger RNA from Cryptomeria japonica (Japanese cedar), 855 nucleotides. RefSeq names its product germin-like protein subfamily 1 member 1. The record is from RefSeq and is a predicted model, not a curated record. The transcript is spliced from 2 exons. Gene Ontology annotation, molecular function: manganese ion binding. Bases 1 to 855 code for a protein of 284 amino acids. Lineage: Eukaryota; Viridiplantae; Streptophyta; Pinopsida; Cupressales; Cupressaceae. Gene Ontology annotation, cellular component: cell wall.